UACUGAAAGUUGCCGUCUGAAAACGUGUCGAACUUUUCUGUUAAGCUUUUAAAUCUGACUUUGCUUAGUCUCGUGAAAGUCACAUAAAUCUUAGAUGGGCUUAAUUUUGUGUAGUUAAAGAAUCCUAGGUUGCUUUCCUUCGCCUUAACAGUAGGUUGUUGUUGCGUACAGUAGUGCUGGUCCAUCACUUAUAUAUUUUUUCACUUUCUGCUGUGGGGUUCUUGUGAUUUUCCAGUGUAUUUUGAGAUAAAUAAGGUUCUAUAUAAACAUAAAAAAUGGUGAAGAUCUGUUGCAUUGGAGCUGGCUAUGUUGGGGGCCCAACCAUGGCAGUUAUCGCUCUCAAAUGCCCCAAGAUUGAAGUAACUGUUGUGGACAUAUCUGUUCCUCGGAUCACAGCCUGGAACAGCGAUCAGCUUCCCAUUUAUGAACCUGGUCUUGAUGAGGUGGUGAAGCAGUGCAGAGGGAAGAACCUCUUCUUCAGUACUGACGUUGAGAAACAUGUCUCAGAGGCAGAUAUAAUUUUUGUUUCAGUCAACACCCCAACAAAAACUCAAGGGCUUGGCGCUGGCAAAGCUGCAGACCUCACAUAUUGGGAGAGUGCAGCUAGAAUGAUAGCUGAUGUAUCGAAGUCCGACAAGAUUGUUGUUGAGAAAUCGACAGUGCCUGUGAAAACAGCCGAGGCAAUUGAAAAAAUCUUGACUCACAAUAGCAAGGAAAUCAAAUAUCAGAUUCUCUCAAACCCAGAAUUUCUCGCUGAGGGUACGGCCAUUCAGGACCUUUUUAACCCUGACAGGGUUCUCAUUGGAGGUAGAGAAACCCCUGAUGGACAAAAGGCAAUUCAAGCAUUGAAAGAUGUUUAUGCUCAUUGGGUGCCUGAAGACAGGAUCAUCACAACCAAUCUGUGGUCAGCUGAGCUAUCCAAGCUUGCUGCUAAUGCCUUCUUGGCUCAAAGAAUUUCUUCAGUUAAUGCAAUGUCAGCUCUCUGUGAGGCUACCGGUGCGGAUGUGACUCAGGUUUCUCAUGCUGUUGGUAAGGACUCAAGAAUCGGACCCAAGUUUCUAAAUGCAAGUGUUGGUUUCGGUGGCUCUUGCUUUCAGAAAGAUAUACUAAAUUUGAUAUACAUCUGUGAGUGCAAUGGCCUCACAGAAGUUGCUAACUACUGGAAACAAGUUAUUAAGGUGAAUGACUACCAAAAGAAUCGUUUCGUGAACCGUAUUGUUUCUUCGAUGUUUAAUACAGUUUCAGGUAAGAAGAUUGCUGUUCUCGGGUUUGCCUUUAAGAAGGAUACAGGUGACACAAGGGAAACUCCAGCUAUAGAUGUCUGCAAGGGGCUGCUGGGCGACAAGGCUUGCCUGAGCAUAUAUGAUCCGCAAGUGACAGAGGAUCAAAUCCGAAGGGAUCUCACAAUGAAAAAGUUUGAUUGGGAUCAUCCAAUUCACCUCCAGCCAGCAAGCCCCUCUGUUGUGAAACAAGUGAGCGUGGUUUGGGAUGCAUAUCAGGCAACAAAGGAUGCUCAUGGGGUCUGCAUUCUCACCGAGUGGGAUGAAUACAAGACGCUGGAUUAUCAAAAGAUUUAUGAUAACAUGCAGAAACCUGCAUUCAUUUUCGAUGGGCGAAACAUUCUGGAUGCCGCAAAGCUGAGGGAGAUUGGAUUCAUAGUUUACUCAAUUGGGAAAUCAUUGGAUCCAUGGCUCAAAGACACAGUUGCAAUGGCAUAAGAUGAGUUUCAUCAUAUGGGAUCUAAAGCUACAACUUUCAGAGGAAUGCAGAUCUAUUCAUUUUUUAUUUUCAAUGUUUGGUCAUUAUGGCUCUCAAAUCAUAGUAUUUCUUUUCUUACUGGAAAUUUAUGUACCUAGUGAUUUGCUGUUACAAGGAUAAAAGAGAAUAAUGGUAUCAGAAAAGAUUUUCAAAUACACAAAGUGAAGGUUUUCAACUUUGUUUGAA
Mangifera indica (mango) is the source of this 1944-nucleotide messenger RNA. Its product is annotated as UDP-glucose 6-dehydrogenase 1-like. Gene Ontology annotation, biological process: glycosaminoglycan biosynthetic process. NCBI's taxonomy places the organism in Eukaryota, Viridiplantae, Streptophyta, Magnoliopsida, Sapindales, Anacardiaceae. The coding region runs from base 276 to 1718 and encodes 480 amino acids. Gene Ontology annotation, cellular component: nucleus; cytosol. Gene Ontology annotation, molecular function: UDP-glucose 6-dehydrogenase activity; NAD binding. The record is from RefSeq and is a predicted model, not a curated record. The transcript has 2 exons.